CGGACCCGUGGAGAUAUAAAGUGGAGCACACUCUAACUUUUUUGUUAUAGUAAAUUGAACCUUGAAAGGUGUUCUUACCAGACUAGAGAAAACGGUCCACUUGAGAUAGCAAAAGUGGGGCGCGGUGUCUCACUCGCACAUGUUGCCAAUGUUAAAUACCAUUGUGAUAGUGUUUAUAUCAAUUGCGGGCAUUUUUCUCUGUCACUCUAAUUACGGUUUAGUGAGAGUAAAAGAGAAAGAUCCCCGCAAUUUGCGAAUUUCGGUUUUCGCGGUAGGCCCCCAGGGGCCAUAAUACUAGCACAGCAAAAAGACAGUAAGAUUCGCACGAAUGAGAAAAGAUCUUGGCCAAACUAUAUAUUCCACGUUAUCCUAAUAUCCCAGAUACAUAUAACUCAUGGUCACCCUAAUUAGAAAGAGAUGCAACGGCCCACCUUGACUUCUCAUGUAGACACACUUUUUGGCCAAUGUACCCUAUCUGGAUAAUCUUAUAAGUCCGUGUGCGGACCACCUUCAAACUACCUUCCACGCAUCGAAUAAUCCUCGGACCGGACCAAGGUUACGAUCCGGUAUGCCCGUCUGUUAAAGCAAAGCAAGCUUCUCUAGAGCAACAAAUUAUUUUAGAGUAAAACGUUGCUAAAGCAAAUCGAAUACGAUUAUCAGGACGUUUGGAGAGACCAUCAUUCGUAGAAGCCUUAAGGUGUAUUGUAUCUGUGGUAGGUAGCGUAAGCGCAGCGCAACGUCAAAUCAUCUGUCAUGAGUGUCAUGUCGUAUCAUUGUGGGCUGAAUGUUAUGUUAUCUUUUAGUUUUUAUAUUUGAGGAAUAUAUCCUUUGGCCGUAAAUACAGUUAUUUUUGGAUUACAUAGUGAGUUAAUAAUUAGGCCACCAUGUCGCUGGAGGCGGUGCGGGUGAAGGAGGAGUCCGAUAUGAUCGCAGACGAAGUUAUCAUCAAGGAAGAGGAAUUAGAACCAGAUUGUUUGGAAGUCCCAUAUGUAGCAAUUGAAGCAGCUAUUGUGGAUGUAGAAUUUGCACCGCCAGUGAAGGAGGACCUGCACAGCAUUGGCUUGAGUGAGCCAGCUGUGUACAUGGACGGUGUAAAGGAAGAACAUGAGCUUAUCAUUCCGGAUGACCUGAAUCCAGAGUGUGGGAAUACCAUGUCCUUGUUGCAAGCAGACACCAUCAGUCAGUAUGCUGAUGUGAAGGACGAGCUCAUACUGGAGCCGGAGUGUAUUCAGCGCCCUAACACAGGCGUAUAUAGGGAGAUAUGUAAACCCGUCCUGACUGACUGCUGGGUACGGAUAGAACGUUGCGAGGCCGCAGAAAAAGCGGCAGAGAAACAAUUGGCAGAGUUAGAUGUCAAGGAAAAUAGAAUGCACACACUCAGAGACGACGAAACCUUUUUAUGCCCAAAGUGUAAACAUAAAGAACAAUUCGAGUUCUGCGACAUAUGUGUUACGAACAUGCGAGCUCUUGAUCAGUUAAGAAACUUACGCGUAAAACGCCGAAAAAUACAAUUUGUUUGCGAACUAUGUAGCGAAAAAUUCCAACAAGUCAACCAUUUAUAUCAGCAUAAACUUGUUAUUCAUGGAUAUUAUAAUAAUCUUCGGAUGAAAAAUCCAAGAGAGUCCUACAGCGCAUACUUGUCUCGUUUAUAUUCGGUCAAGACCAUUUGUAGAAGCACCUCCAACUUGCUUCACAGUACCAACGUCAAUACGGUUUCAGAAAAAUUGAUGCCGAUCGAAUAUAAUGAGAAAGAUGCCAGAGAAUUAAUCACUAUUAAAAUUGGUAAAGACGUAGUUCAAUCUGUUAUAGUAAACCCAGAAAAUAUGUUACCUAAAUCAGACAACGAACGUAAGAAAAAACCUUAUAACUGCAAAGUGUGUAAAAAACCGGCCUCGAAGGAAAAAUUCUGUGAUGAAUGUGCGAAAGAGAGGGUAUUAAGUAAUAUGGAUGUGAAACAGGUUAGAGUAGAAAAUACGUACAAUAGGACGUUAUUAAGGAUCGAGCGAACACCACAUUUGCGCAAAGAGAAAAAUCAAACGACCCUUGCAAGACAAAGGCUUAGAAAAACAAAAACGCGCGAAUGUUACGUUCGGCUCGAGCGCUGCGAGGCCGCCGAGAGAGCCUUACUCAAUAAUGACGCCAUACAAUCUGAAAUUGUUGGGCCCAAAUGUAAUCUGACAUCUGGCAGGAGUGAAGAACACCGCUGCAAUAUAUGUAAAACGAAGACGCCAGUAGGUGUACAUGUCACAUUCUGUGAAGCAUGUGAAAAGGAACUGGCAGAAAAUGCAUUAGUUGAUUUAAUUUUAUAAGUACAAAAAGUAGUGUUGUUAGUAUUAUUAAGAAAGAGUGUAGCCAUUAUAGGUCAAUCAAAUUAGAUCCAAAAGUAGCGUUAUAUAUGUAUUUGUCUGGAAGAGAUCGCUUUUUAGCGAUACGACCGCCUGUUGUUUAUUUCUUCUUAAUGUGUUGUAUCAUUUGUAUUGUUUCUGUAUUGAGGUGUGAAAUAAAGAGUAUUUUUAUUGUA
Molecule: messenger RNA, 2521 nt
Organism: Cydia pomonella (codling moth)
Lineage: Eukaryota; Metazoa; Arthropoda; Insecta; Lepidoptera; Tortricidae
Exons: 6
Coding region: 885-2309 (474 amino acids)
Source: RefSeq, a predicted model, not a curated record